AGAUCCAAAGCUUAACUUCCUAGUCCAAGCUGCACUUCCUGUCACCCCGGCGCACUGGGCUCAAGCCUCGAUCCCACCCAGUCCGUCCUUGUUGUACUGCAACCGUAAAGGAGCCUGCAGUUUCUUGGCGAGGAGCGGCGACUGACUGCACAGGAAGAGUCCUGCCAAGAUGUCUAUCGGUGUGCCAAUUAAAGUCUUGCACGAGGCUGAGGGCCACAUCGUGACGUGUGAGACCAACACUGGAGAGGUCUAUCGAGGGAAGCUCAUUGAAGCAGAGGACAACAUGAACUGCCAGAUGUCCAACAUCACAGUCACCUACAGAGAUGGCCGAGUGGCACAGCUGGAACAGGUAUACAUCCGUGGCAGCAAGAUCCGAUUUCUGAUUUUGCCUGACAUGCUAAAAAAUGCACCGAUGUUAAAGAGCAUGAAAAAUAAGAACCAAGGCUCUGGAGCUGGCAGAGGGAAAGCUGCUAUCCUGAAGGCCCAAGUGGCUGCAAGAGGACGAGGACGUGGAAUGGGGCGUGGAAACAUCUUCCAGAAGCGAAGAUAACUUUCUCUGUUGUAGAGAACUUUGUCCUUAACUUUGUUGGGUUAUUGGGGGGGGGGGGUUACAUGUGCAUACGUCGUAGGUUUUCUUUUGCUAUUUCUCUUUGUACCAGAGAAACUGUUAAGCUUAAUAAAAUUGGUUGUUUUGUGGUUU
Messenger RNA from Microtus ochrogaster (prairie vole), 700 nucleotides. RefSeq names its product small nuclear ribonucleoprotein D3 polypeptide (gene Snrpd3). Gene Ontology annotation, biological process: spliceosomal snRNP assembly; RNA processing. Gene Ontology annotation, molecular function: RNA binding. Gene Ontology annotation, cellular component: spliceosomal complex. NCBI's taxonomy places the organism in Eukaryota, Metazoa, Chordata, Mammalia, Rodentia, Cricetidae. The record is from RefSeq and is a predicted model, not a curated record.